Molecule: messenger RNA, 1086 nt
Organism: Lachancea dasiensis
Lineage: Eukaryota; Fungi; Ascomycota; Saccharomycetes; Saccharomycetales; Saccharomycetaceae
Source: the annotation of a GenBank genome assembly
AUGUCAUCCAUACGGGAUAAAUUUAACCAGUUAGUUGACCAGCUUGGUACGCAGAUUGGCUCCACUAGCUUAAGGCAAGACUCUCAUGCUUUCCAAGAGCUUCUCACCCAAAAUAUCGCUCAACUUUUAGAAUUGAAAACCACAGUUUAUUCGAAGCUGGCAUUGUUUAGUGACAAUGAAGGUUUUGAAGAUCUCAGUACCACAUCGAUGCCUUUAUUAGCUAUUGAUUACCAUUUGGCAUGGCUGGUCUCCAAGAAGCAAGCGAUUCAAUUGGGAUCCACAAAGGAUAGAAAUAUCGUCAAAAUCAAAUUUUUACGCAAAUCGGUACAGCUGUACAUGCAGUAUCUAGUAUCACUACAAAACUAUGGGAUAUUGAGUAGUGAAUAUGCUAAAAAGUUAGAUCGAAUGGAAAACGUUUAUGAACCUAAGUUAGAGGACUUAUAUUCCCAACCCAGCAGUUCCAAGGACUUAAGAACUGCUCAAUUAAAAAGGCAACAAAAAAUCGAAAUAUUUCAAGCAAGCAAACAGGUUGAAGCUCAAAUAACGACACUGGAACAGCGAUUACGCCAUGAUGAUACCAACGAUGAAAUCUUGAGAGAUUUGCAGAAAAAUCAACUGCAACAAAUAGCUUAUAAAGCGGUCAAUGAAACGGAACAAAUACUUUACGAGACAGAGCUGCUUUCAAAUUUUGUGGAAGAGCCAUCACCUCUUCUCCAAAACAAGGAUGAGAAUAACGAUACAAAAGCAGAUCCACUGGCUUACACAGAAAAGCUGGAAGCCCUCAAUACUCCCUUAAUGUCCAAGACAGGUAAAGUGCUCCGAAAUUUCACACUUGUAGAUAAAAAGACUCAACUAAAGCAAAAAGUUUUUGGAUACGGACAAUAUGGCCCGACCAUGUCUGUAGAGGAAUUUUUGGAAAAAGAAUUUGAAGAGGGCCGUGUACUUGAAGGAGGAGAAGAGACAGCUCUAGAGCCAGAUGAAGACAACGUAGAUUGGCAAGAUCAAGAGACUUAUAAGGCCAGGGAGUGGGAUGAGUUCAAGGAGGCCAAUGCAAAGGGCAGCGGGAAUACUAUAAACCGGGGCUAA